Arachis duranensis is the source of this 2514-nucleotide messenger RNA. RefSeq names its product disease resistance protein RPV1-like. The transcript has 4 exons. Lineage: Eukaryota; Viridiplantae; Streptophyta; Magnoliopsida; Fabales; Fabaceae. Gene Ontology annotation, molecular function: ADP binding. Gene Ontology annotation, biological process: defense response; signal transduction. The record is from RefSeq and is a predicted model, not a curated record. The coding region runs from base 89 to 2380 and encodes 763 amino acids.
AAAAGAAACUGUAAAUUACGGGAUAAAUUACGGGAUCUAUUCCUGUGUUCUGACCAUUCAAUUCAUACAGCUGAACCAGACCGAAGUCAUGGCUCAGUCAUCUCGAAUCUCUCCCAAAAGGUACGAUGUAUUCAUUAGCUUCCGUGGGGAAGACACACGGACCGGUUUCACUAGCCACCUUCUCGAUGCUCUCAUCAACAAGGGAAUCGAAACGUACAUAGAUUACCGACUUCGAAGAGGGGAUGAUAUCUGGGAUUCACUUUGUAAAGCAAUCAAGGAAUCGCAUAUAUCCAUCGUUGUUUUCUCUGAAGAUUACGCUGCUUCAAAAUGGUGCUUGCAAGAACUGGCUGAAAUAAUAAAAUGCAGAAGAGAACAGGGGCAGGUUGUUAUUCCUGUGUUCUACGAAACGGAUCCUUCACAAAUUCGGGAUCAGAGCGAGAGUUGCAAGAUUGUUAGCAAGGGGAAUGAUGAAUUGGAAGUACAGAGAUGGAUUGAUGCUCUCACUGAGGCCGCAGAUCUAUAUCCAUCCUACUCACAAAGCUCUGGCAAUAGGGACGAGUCUCUACUCAUCAAGGAUGUUGUCAAACAUGUUAUGCAAAAGCUGCUGGAACUUAGAUAUUCCAAGAUUACAAAAGGGCUUGUUGGAAUUGAUGAAGCUCGUAAAGACAUUGAAUUAUCAAUGAAAAAUGCUCGAAGAAUUGGAAUUUGGGGUAUGGGAGGAAUAGGAAAAACGACCAUUGCUAAAGUCGUGUUUGCCAACCUUUCUCCCCAAUAUGACGGUGUUUGCUUCCUGACAAAUAUUUCAGAGGAAUCAAAACACAAGGAAUUAGCAUAUUUGCGUAACAAGCUCUCAAAGCUACUAAAGGAAAUUAAACAUGUCCAUGAGGAUGUAGGAACUACCCACACAACAGUGAGAAUGAACAGUAAGAAAGUUCUCAUUGUGCUUGAUGAUGUGGAUACUCUUGAGCAAUUAGAGUAUUUGUGUGGAGAGUCUGAAGUUCUCAAUAAUCUACCAGAAGCUAGCAGAGUCAUUAUUACAACAAGAAAUAGGCGUUUGCUUAUCGGUAAAGUUGAUGAGAUAUACGAGGUCAAGCCAUUGAACCCCAAAGAAUCACUAAAGCUUUUCAGCCUAAAAGCCUUCAGGGAAAGCCAUCCCAAAAAGGGAUAUGAGCAACUCUCAAAACAAGUGGUAGAAUAUGCAGGAGGCAUUCCCCUCGCUCUAAAUGAAUUGGGUUUGUAUCUCCACUCCAGGUCUGUAAAAUUUUGGGAGAGUACUUUGAGAAAACUUAGAAAAUCUCCUAAGGUAGACAUUCGAAACAUGUUAAGAGUGAGCUAUGAUGGAUUAAAGCCUCUAGAGCAGAAGAUAUUUCUGGACAUUGCAUUCUUCUUCAAAGAUGAAAAGAAAGACCUUGCAAUAAGGAUACUUGAUGCUUGUGGUUCUGAAGCAAGUAGUGGGAUAGACGUACUUGAAGAUAAAGCUUUGAUAACCAUUUCAUCAUGUGAUCAUAGAAUUCAAAUGCAUGACUUGUUGCGGGUAAUGGCUUUGGAGAUAGUGUACCGAGACUCUGAAUCAGGACCUGGAGGAUGCAGCAGAUUGAUGGAUGUUGAAGACAUUUAUAAUGUACUUGAAAACAACACUGGAACUAAUGCAGUUGAAGGCAUAAUUUUGGACUUGUCUAAGAUAAAAGAUUUACACUUGAGUUCAGACACAUUCGGAAAUAUGAAUAAUAUAAGGUUUCUCAAGUUUCAUAUCCCGAAAGGUAAGAGUCCCAAUAUUACGUACCUACCAGAAGGCCUUGAACAAUUUCCUAAAGAAUUAAGGUACCUAGAGUGGGAUAGAUACCCAUUGAAGUCUUUUCCACCAAGUUUUCGUCCAGAGUUGCUUGUUGAAAUUCACAUGCGCCAAAGUGAUGUUGAAGAACUUUGGGAGGGUGUGGAUGUAAAGAAUCUAAACAAUCUGGAAGUAGUUGACCUGAGAGAAUGCAGAAAGUUGGCGAACCUUCCAGAUUUAUCUAAUGCAUCAAGACUUAAAUGGGUGAAUCUCUCCGGUUGUGAGAAGUUGUGUUAUCUUCAUCCAUCGGUUCUAUCUUCUGAUACACUUGAUACCUUGAUACUGGAUGGGUGCAAAAAGCUCAUUCAGGUUAAAAGUGAGAAGCGCUUAGAAUCUCUAAAGAAGAUCAGUGUUAAUGGCUGCUCAAGUCUUAAGGAAUUUGAAGUGUGGUCAGAUUUAAUCGAAAAAUUAGAUCUAAGCAAGACAGCAAUUGAAUCAUUGCACACAUCCAUUGGGAGUAUAAACAAUCUUAGGUCACUCAAUCUAAAAAGUUUAAGACUUGAGCAUCUUCCAACCGACUUAUCUGCCUUGAAAUCUCGAGUAUCUUAAUCUUUCUUGCAAUGGACUAGAAUUUCACAAAGACCAGCUACAUGUCCUGUUUAAUGGCUUACAAUCACUUCAAAUAUUGCAUCUGAAAGAUUGUAGUAAAUUGUUUGAGCUCCCUGACAAUAUUAGCGCUUUAU